Messenger RNA from Gambusia affinis (western mosquitofish), 2478 nucleotides. RefSeq names its product occludin/ELL domain containing 1 (gene marveld2l). Lineage: Eukaryota; Metazoa; Chordata; Actinopteri; Cyprinodontiformes; Poeciliidae. Gene Ontology annotation, biological process: bicellular tight junction assembly. Gene Ontology annotation, cellular component: cytoplasmic vesicle; bicellular tight junction; apical plasma membrane. The record is from RefSeq and is a predicted model, not a curated record. The coding region runs from base 196 to 1857 and encodes 553 amino acids. The transcript has 6 exons.
UAAGCAUUUACUCCCCUCACAGCUCCCCACGCACUCUGGCUCGUUGCCUUGUUUGAAACCUGUAGUGAGUCAACUGAGAGACUGGGCCUGGUGGACACCGCUGCCAUUUUACUGCUUUUAUCAACUAUCCAGUUCCUCUGACAGCAGCUACUUAACCCUCUGUAUGGCCACAGAGCUGCAGCCAAACAGAGAAGCAUGAGAAACUGGAGCACAAAAUUCAGCAGACAAAAACAUGGAGGUGAAGAUGGGUCUUCUUCUCACAACAAGACCCCCACCAGUCCAGCAGUGCCUAUGUGGGUCACUCACACACCUCCGCCUAACCAUGUGACGGACGACAGUGAUGAAGACAGCAUUUCCAUGAGCCGCACAUCCAGCUCUCCAUUUGAUGCUGAAAACAACAAAAAGAGCAUGAAGGCCAAACUUAGAUCCAUCAUUCCUAAAUCGUUGGGUGGGAUCAUAAAUAAGCGUGCAGGAGAGAGUGAUUCUGAAACCACCAGAACUGGAAUCCAGAUUCUUCCCAACGGGACCAGGGUGAGCCCCCCGGUAAGUCCCUCUCUGGAGCGCAGGAACUGGGAUGAGUCGUCAGGGAACUCCACCAAAGAUUCAAAGAAGUCUUUGAUCAGACCAACCACCCCAGAGUGUUUCUGUCAGAGCCUACAGGAAGAGUCUCUGCUGACCAGCAUCCACCCUGCAGAGUACUACGCCGCCAAGGUGGAGGUCUAUCAGCAGAAGUACUCCUAUUUGAAAUCAUGGCCUGGUUUGCUCAGGCUGUUGGCUGGGCUCCAGCUCCUGUUUGGCGGCAUGGUGUCUGCAUGCGCUGUUGCCUACAUACAAAAGGACAGUGAGUGGUUCAACACCUAUGGGCUCUACAGUGGAAUAAACAACAAUGGGCUUGGACUGUCUGGCUACAGCUACACAGGGCCUAUGACUGCCUUCGUUUUAUCUGUAGCUGGAAUCUCCUGGAUGAUUACUCUGAGUUUGCUAGUGACAGGAAUGACCAUGUAUUAUCGAACCAUCCUCCUGGACUCCUCCUGGUGGCCCCUGACAGAGGCCUUCAUCAACCUGGCCCUGUUCCUGCUUUACAUGGCCGCAGGGAUCGUAUACAUCAAUGACUUGAAUCGAGGGGGGCUGUGCCACAUGACGAUCGGGGUUAACCCCAUCAUGGCCAAUCUGUGUCGAGUUGACGGAGGCCAGAUGGCGGGAACGGCAUUCAUCUUUAUCAAUAUGAUCUUGUACUUGGGAAGCUUCCUGGUUUGUCUGAAGAUGUGGAGGCAUGAGGCUGUUCGGAAGGUCAGGCACAACGCUGACCAAAAGGGUGAGUUUAACCAGUCCAUUUCCCUAAACACACAAAGAACGAAGCAGAUAUCGUUUAAGGAUGAGCCUGAUAAACCUUUGAAUAAAGACAGUAACUGCCAACCUGAACUGCCCCCUAAUGUCCGUAAAUCAAGUAUCAGCCCAAACAGAGUUGCUGUGUCCAAUCAUUCACCCAAAGUACAUGUUAUCGCAGAUUACAUAAUUAAGUAUCCAGAGAUCAGAUCUGAAGAGGAACGUGAAAAGUACAAGGCCGUUUUCAAUGACCAGUACCUGGAGUACAAGGACCUUCACAGAAACAUCAUUACAACCCUCAAUAAGUUCAGAGAGCUGGAUACUAUGGUGAAUCAACUUCCCAGAAAAGGGAAGAGCUUAGAGGAUCAACAGAGGAUUCAAAAUAUUUUAAAAACAUAUCAAGAUAAAAAAAACGAUCCUGCUUUUCUGGAGAAGAAGGAACGCUGUGACUACCUAAAAGCUAAAUUACGGCACAUUAAAAACAGAAUCCUACUUUAUGACCAGGAGACCGGAGCCAAUCAUCAGACAUGACUGGGACUACCAAAUGUUGUCAUUUAAUAUGUUGUUUGCCGUCUUUUUGUUGUGUACACUAGAUAUGUUAUGCAAAAGGCUUUUCACUCCAAACAACAUGAUCUUUCCCCUUAUGAACACCUUCAGAUCUCCAGUUCAUGUGGCCUAGGAGAUACUAAGAGCUGAGGUACAUCAAUGUAAACAGUUUUUUUAAAUAUAUUUACAUUAUUUCAUUUUCAACAGAUUUGUAUGUUUCCAAUGUUGUCUUUGUUGUUGUUGCUUUGUUUUAUUUGUAGGCUGGGUCAGCUUCUUUCCAUUCUGGAAGAUUUGUAUAUUUUCCUAAGCAAAGUAUCAGUCUUUAAACCUGCCACCAAAUCAAAUGGACUAACAUAGAGUACCACAGUUAAGCUGAAAACCAGAUACUUCUUGGCAUUGAGCCCGCUGAAACGUAAUGAAGAAAUAUUCAUUACAUUUCUUCAGAUGAGAUCUAUUUACCAUCAACUUCUCAUUAAGCCCAUAUUUCUGUAUUAAAUGUUUUUUUAUUGGUCUGAUGUAAUAUUCUAAUUUUAAAUAUAACUUUUUUUCAUUACUUGUAAGUGGCAAUCAUCGUAAUUAACAGAAAUAAAGACUUGAAAACAUCAA